Messenger RNA from Morus notabilis, 1515 nucleotides. RefSeq lists its product as uncharacterized. The record is from RefSeq and is a predicted model, not a curated record. The transcript has 4 exons. Gene Ontology annotation, molecular function: nucleic acid binding; RNA-DNA hybrid ribonuclease activity. The coding region runs from base 1 to 1515 and encodes 504 amino acids. Lineage: Eukaryota; Viridiplantae; Streptophyta; Magnoliopsida; Rosales; Moraceae.
AUGCCAGUGUAUUACACUAGCAAGCACCUCCUCGACGCGAAUGCGAGGUAUCCCCAGAUGGAAAAGCUCGCCCUCGCGCUAGUUGUGACAGUGAGGAAGUUGCGGCACUACUUCCAGGCCCAUGGCAUUCAGGUCUUGACUAACCACCUACUCAGCCAGUUCGACAUCGACUACAAACUGCGGACUGCCAUCAAGGGCCAAGCCCUGGCAGACUUUGUGGCAGAGUUCAUAGGGUUACCGGACAACGUUGAGAAAGCUGACAAAUCACCGCGAUGGAAGCACUACGUUGACGGGAGCUCCAACGACAACGGCAAUGGGGCAGGGCUGGUAUUACACACACCUGAGGCACACAAGAUCACCUCGGCCAUCAGGUUUGAAUUCCCCGCAUCUAAUAACGAAGUCGAAUACGAGGUGCUGCUGGCUGGACUCCGAUUAGCGGGGAACUUGGACAUCUUUAGCGAUUCACAACUUAUUGUAUAUCAAAUGAAGGGCCAAUACCAGACCCGGGAUGAGAAAAUGGCCGCGUAUGUGAAGAAGGUCAAAGAAGCCCUGAGGAGGCUCACGGCCUACGAUAUACAGCAAGUGCCAAGAGCAGAUAAUAGCAACGUCGACGCCCUUGCCAAGUUGGCGACGUCGAGAGAUGUCGAGCUCUUGAACCUGGUUCCCGUGGAGGUCUUGAAAGCCCCGACCACGGAAAAGAGGCCCGAGGUCGUGCCGGUGGAUUAUCAGCCGAGCUGGAUGGACCCAAUCAUCAGGAGGUACUCGACGCCCUUGCUCAGGUGCCUCGGCACAGGAGAGGCAACGAGAGUGCUGUCUGAGGUGCACGAUGGGAUAUGUGGGAACCACGCGGGGGGACAGUCCCUAGCCUACAAAAUACUUCGGCAAGGGUAUUACUGGCCAAGUCUCAAGAAAGACGCAGCCGAGUACGCGAAGAGGUGCGAGAGCUGCCAGAGGUUUAGUGUGCCGCAUUCUCUCGUCUCUAACAACGGGAAACAGUUCAAUAACGACAACACCAGCCAGUUUUGCCUACUAGGAAUCCACAAGAAUUUUUUCUCCGUCGUAUACCCCCAGUCCAACUGGCAGGUUGAGGCGGUCAAUAAGAUAAUCCAAGUCACGUUCAAACGACGCCUCAACGCUUACAAAGGGAAAUGGGCCGAUGAGUUGCCGAAAGUGUUGUGGGCCUACAGAACAACGAGCAGAACUACUACGGGGGAAACCCCUUUCUCGAUGGCAUACGGGGUCGAGGCAAUCCUUCCAGUCGAGGUGUCCAUCCCGACCAACCGGGUAACCCGGUACGAGGAGGAGAGGAACACUGAGCUGAUGGGCUUGGAGCUCGACCUCCUGAAAGAACGGCGCACGGACGCAGAGCUAAGGCUCGCCGCUUACCGGGCAAGAACUGCUAGGUAUUAUAACAAGAAGGUCAAGCAAAAGCGCUUCGGGGUCGGAGACCUAGUCUUAUGGGUGGUAACCCCCAACACCAAACCCAAGAACUCCGGAACCUUGGGCCCAACUUAG